GAUGUGCGUUUGUUUUAUUCGUCUCCUAAUAAUGUUGUCGGUAUUGAAACUGAUUUCCACUCGAACCGAAUUUACGAACUUUAAGUGUGAUUCGUUGGAUAAGGAGUUUUCCGAUUUUGAGUAUUGCUCUAUAAAGGCUAUAAAUCGAUCCUACAAGUACGUUACCGUAAAGGUCAAACUAUUCCAAGUUCCCGUUACCAAAGUAAAGGUUAGCUUUGGGCUCUACAAGCGGUUCAGUGGUUAUAGGCCCUUCCUAUACAACGUAACCGUGGACGCGUGUAAUUUUUUGAGAAACCGGAAGAGCAAUCCGAUAACUAGCUACUUUUACGACUUUAUCAAGGAUAUAUCCAACAUGAACCAUACUUGUCCCUUUGACCACGACCUUGUUAUGGAUAAGCUUUCCACGGAGUUGGUAAACCACCGUCUUACGAAUGUACUUUCCUUUCCAGAGGGAGAUUACAUGGUGGAGAUGCAUUGGAUUGCUUAUGACAUAACCCGCGCGGUGGUCAAGUUAUACCUUUCUCUCACUUAG
Molecule: messenger RNA, 532 nt
Organism: Drosophila biarmipes
Lineage: Eukaryota; Metazoa; Arthropoda; Insecta; Diptera; Drosophilidae
Exons: 4
Coding region: 2-532 (176 amino acids)
Source: RefSeq, a predicted model, not a curated record